ACAGCCCACUCCUCUCUCUCUCUCUCCCAAGUAGUCCUCAGAGCCGUUUCUAGAUAGUUUCGUGUAAAUUGAAUAGCUGGAUAUUUAACAAAAAAUCAUCUCGUAUUGGACCCUUUCUCCAAAUAUUAAAUGUCGGCAUCGCAGAGACUUCUCUGCACACUCUCCCAUUCUCUUCCUUAUAAAUCCACUCCUUUUCCUUUUCUCCGCCCUUCACCCUUUUAUUAUUUUCCUUGCUCUCGCCCUCUCUCCUUUCCUACCGCAAUCAUGUCCCAAAAUCAGCGAAAGGGUGGAAAUAGAGAACAAACGUGGAAACAAAAGCCAAAGCCGAAAGCGGUUAUGUCCGCUUCCGCUUCAGUCACUGAAGCCGUUACGAACAAACUCGGCGGUUUGAAUAUCUCUGACGGCCAAAUUUGGAAGCCGAAGUCGUAUGGAACCGUGACUGGACCCAACGCCACCGCUGUUGAUGUUCAAACCGAGAAGAGCAGUGUUGAUUUGAGUAAAUUUUUUUUGAAGCCUAAUUUGUUAGAAAAUUUCAAUGUUGAUAAUUCGACUUAUUCACUUGCACAAAUCAGAGCUACUUUUUAUCCGAAAUUCGAAAACGAAAAGUCUGAUCAAGAGAUUAGGAUACGGAUGAUCGAGAUGGUGUCUAAAGGUUUGGCUACUUUGGAGGUUUCGCUUAAACACUCUGGAUCUCUUUUUAUGUACGCGGGUAAUGAGGGUGGGGCAUAUGCUAAAAACAGCUUUGGAAAUAUUUACACUGCUGUCGGUGUUUUUGUUCUUGGGCGCAUGUUUCAUGAGGCAUGGGGAACUAAAGCUGGAGAGAAGCAAGCACAAUUCAAUGAUUUCAUUGAGCGGAAUCGUAUGUGCAUAUCAAUGGAGUUGGUAACUGCAGUUCUUGGAGACCAUGGACAACGUCCACGAGAAGACUAUGCGGUAGUAACAGCUGUCACUGAAUUGGGCAAUGGAAAGCCAAAAUUCUACUCAACUCCUGAAGUGAUUGCUUUUUGUCGUAAAUGGCGUCUACCAACAAACCACAUAUGGUUGUUCUCAACGAGGAAGUCAGUGACAUCAUUUUUUGCUGCUUAUGAUGUGCUAUGUGAAGAAGGAACAGCAACUUCUGUAUGUAGGGCUCUUGAUGAAGUUGCUGAUAUAUCUGUAGCUGGUUCAAAAUGUCAUAUUAAGGUGCAAGGAGAAAUCUUGGAGGGUCUUGUAGCUCGUAUUGUGAGUCAUGAGAGCUCAAAACAUAUGGAUGAGGUCUUGAACGAUCACCCUCCUCCUCCGGCUGAUGGAGCUGGCAUAGAUUUGGGACCAAGUCUAAGGGAAAUUUGUGCUGCAAAUAGGUCAGAUGAAAAACAGCAAAUAAAGGCACUCCUUGAAAAUGUUGGUUCUUCUUUCUGUCCUGAUCAUUCAGACUGGUAUGAUGCACACUCAAGAAAUGCAGAUAGAUCUGUUCUUUCAAAAUUUUUGCAAGCUCAUCCUGCAGAUUAUUCAACCACUAAGUUGCAGGAAAUGAUUCGUUUGAUGAGAGAAAAACGUUUUCCAGCUGCAUUCAAAUGUUAUCAUAACUUCCACAAAGCUGAAUCUGUAUCAAGUGACAACCUUUUCUAUAAAAUGGUCAUUCAUGUCCAUAGUGACUCAGGAUUUAGGCGUUAUCAAAAGGAGAUGAGGCAGAAGCCAGGAUUGUGGCCUCUUUAUCGAGGUUUUUUUCUUGAUAUUAAUUUGUUCAAGGCAAACAAGGAAAGAGCUGCUGAAAUUGCAAAAUGCAACAAUGAUCUAGUAGGACUUAUAAAUAAUGGCAAUGGCAUAUCCACAAGAGAUGGUUUAGCAGAUGAUGAUGCAAAUCUAAUGAUUAAAUUGAAGUUCCUUACAUAUAAGUUGAGAACAUUUCUGAUCCGCAAUGGGUUGUCAAUUCUUUUCAAGGAUGGUCCAGCUGCUUACAAGGCUUACUACCUGAGGCAAAUGAAGAUUUGGGGCACUUCAGCAGGAAAGCAGAUAGAACUCAGCAAGAUGCUUGAUGAAUGGGCUGUGUACAUUAGAAGGAAAUGUGGGAACAAACAAUUAUCAUCAGCAAUAUACCUUUCUGAAGCUGAGCCAUUUCUUGAACAGUAUGCAAAACGUAGUCCAGAGAAUCAGGCUCUAAUAGGAUGUGCUGGGAACUUGGUAAGGACUGAAGAUUUCUUGGCAGUUGUUGAAGGAGGUAGGGACGAAGAGGGUGAUCUCUCUUUGGAACGGGAGGCAGCAGCAGCAAGUAUUAGCCCAUCAGUCAAGGACACUAUUCGGAAAGAUGAGGGUUUGAUUGUAUUUUUCCCAGGAAUACCUGGUUGUGCGAAGUCUGCACUUUGCAGAGAACUAUUAAAUACCCCAGGAGGGCUUGGAGAUGGUCGACAAGUUGAUAGUUUGAUGGGUGACCUUGUCAAAGGAAGAUAUUGGCCAAAAGUUGCUGAUGAGCGCAGGAGAAAACCAUAUUCUAUAAUUCUUGCAGAUAAGAAUGCACCAAAUGAAGAAGUUUGGAAACAGAUUGAAAACAUGUGCCAUAGCACCAAAGCUUCAGCUGUUCCAGUCAUACCUGAUUCUGAAGGGACCGACUCAAAUCCAUUUUCUCUGGAUGCAUUAGCUGUAUUCAUGUUUCGUGUGCUUCAACGAGUUAAUCAUCCGGGUAAUCUUGACAAGGCAUCUCCAAAUGCUGGCUAUGUGCUGCUAAUGUUUUAUCACCUUUAUGAGGGAAAGAGUCGCAAAUACUUUGAGGAUGAAUUGGUAGAACGUUUUAGCUCUCUUGUUAAGAUGCCAUUGCUGAAACCUGACAGGAGUCCUUUACCUCUUUCCUUGAGAUCAGUUCUGGAAGAGGGAAUAAAUCUAUACAAUCUUCACACUAACAGACAUGGAAGAUUGGAAUCAACCAAAGGUACGUAUGCACAGGAGUGGGCUAAAUGGGAGCAGAAAUUAAGGGACACUUUAUCUGCCAACGCUGAGUAUCUUAAUUCUGUUCAGGUUCCAUUUGAGUUUGCAGUUCAGCAGGUGGUGGAACAACUGAGAAAGAUAGUGAGGGGUGAGUACACGGUACCAAGUACUGAGAAGAAGAAACUUGGAACCAUUGUCUUUGCUGCUGUCAAUUUGCCUGUUGCAGAAAUCCAGAGUCUCCUUGACAAAAUGUCUGGGAAGAACGACAACAUCAAAGCUUUCCUCAAGGACAAACAUAUGGAGAACAUCCUCAGGAAGGCUCAUGUGACUCUUGCUCACAAGAGAAGUCAUGGUGUCACAGCUGUGGCUAGUUAUGGCCUCUACCUCCAUCGUCAGGUUCCUGUGGAACUGACUGCUCUUCUUUUCACUGAUAAAAUGGCAGCACUAGAAGCCCAACUUGGUUCCAUUGAUGACGAAAAGAUAGUCUCGAAAAAUGAGUGGCCUCAUGUUACCAUAUGGACUGGGGAAGGAAUGGCGCCCAAGGAGGCCAACACAUUACCACAAUUGCUUUCGGAAGGGAAGGCAACUCUUGUUGAAAUCAAUCCACCCAUCACCAUAUCAGGCACUCUAGAAUUUUACUGAAAACUCUGUAUAACCUUUUCUUCAUUAGCCUAUGAAAGUUGCUUAUGAAAGGGGUUGGAAUUAGAUCGAGUUGCUGAGUGCACGUUCCCAUCUCAUGGGAUUUUGCGGAUACAUAAUAAAGGGCGUAUGCCUGGUGCAGUGGCACAUUUUUGUCAAAGGAAUUUUGGCUUCUAUGAAAUACUGGUGUACAUAACAUGAGUGGAAACAGAAGAAAUAUGUUAAAUUCAUCACUCAUAAAAAUUGUACUAAUCAACCGAAAAUCAUAAAAUUCAUGGUUACAAUGAGGCCAUAUCGACCCAUAAAAUACAAUCAAAAUGCUGCUACGAAAAUGCCAAUUCAAGAAUCUAACCCAACUUUACUGUUUCUAUUGACACAAUGUGGGUGUUAUUGUUAAAGUAAAAUUUUACUUGCUGCAGUCACUGAAGGCUUAGACAAAUCCUUGAAUUGUUAUCUGUUGGCGAUUAUUCAACCAAAGAAAGGCAAGAAAAUUGUUUCGCUGAAAUGGUCAAGAUUUCAGCGAAACAAAGUCCACAUAAACUCAAAUCAAGCAUGGAGUUGAUGUAAAGGUUAUCAUCUUUCCUUGAGAUGAAAGGGUUUGAAAUCCAAUGUUUAAAUUAUUUUUCCUUUUAAGCUAUUCAAAUGUCUCCAAUUCAAUCUGAAGCAGCCAAAAUCAUAGUACAAGUCAAUGUGCUCUUCCUUGAGGAUUUUUUUACCAAUGCAUUAGAA
This is a messenger RNA of Durio zibethinus, 4266 nucleotides long. It is a transcript of the gene RNL, whose product is annotated as RNAligase. Lineage: Eukaryota; Viridiplantae; Streptophyta; Magnoliopsida; Malvales; Malvaceae. Gene Ontology annotation, molecular function: ATP binding; RNA ligase (ATP) activity. Gene Ontology annotation, biological process: tRNA splicing, via endonucleolytic cleavage and ligation. The record is from RefSeq and is a predicted model, not a curated record.